AAGCAGCAAAUGACAUGGCUGCAGGCAGGCUGAGGUUUCCUGUUUCAGCUCCACACCACAUUUAUAGAGGUCAUCAUUCUGUACCUAUCUCCUGCCUGGCCACAUCAACUGGUCAUCAGGACAGUGGCAGAAGAUGCUGCUUCUCCUUCUGAUCUCAAGUGCUUUUGUCCUGCCCUGGGCUGGGGCUGGAAGGAUCAUUGGUGGGAAGGAAGUUGUGCCCCACUCCAGACCCUACAUGGCUUAUUUAAAAAUAAAAGUUAAAGAUCAGUCUGGCUCAAAGCCUUCUUCCUGUGGAGGGUUCCUGAUUCGCCCAGAUGCAGUGCUCUCAGCAGCUCACUGUGUGCCUAAAAAAGGAUUGAAAGUCACUGUGAUUCUGGGAGCCCACAACAUAAAUGUCCAAGAAUGGAGCCAGCAGAGGAUCCAUGUUACAGACUGGGUCAUUCAUCCCAACUAUUCUUCUGCUAGUUUACAAAAUGACAUUGCGCUGCUGAAGCUGAGGUCAAGGGCCAGGAUCAAUGAGAAUGUGACAUUUAUUUCCAUACCCAGGAGUAAUGAACAUGUGAGAGUAGGAACUAGAUGUAGGGUGGCUGGCUGGGGGGAUACAUCUGUGUACGGGAGCACAACUGAUGUGAUGAUGGAGGUGGAUCUGAAGGUGCAAAAUGAGACACUAUGUCAGCAGGAAUUCCAUGACUACCUGCGUCGGUCCAUGAUCUGUGUUGGUGAUCAGAACAGUGGAAAGUCAACUUACGAAGGUGAUUCUGGUGGCCCAUUAGUCUGCAAUAAGAAGGCUCAUGGCAUUGUUUCUUAUGGACCUUCAGGCCGCCUCCUACCUUUGGUAUUUACCAGAGUCUCCUAUUUUGUGCCCUGGAUACGUCAGCAGCUGAGGAGGUUUGCACUCCAAGAGCUGCCUGCCUCUCCAUCCUCCCAAUAAAAUGCUCAGUGCCCCUUCUCCACAGUGCAUCAAACACCUGCUGGUGCUCAGAAGCUCCCAGGGGCAGCUGAGCUGGGCUCAGAGAAGCCCCCGUGGUGCAGGCACAGGCUUUUGCAGCAAGGAGAGUCUCCGUGGCAAAGUGAAAAUGCAGCUCCCAAGUCCACACAGCUUCCCAUUGUUCCC
Messenger RNA from Catharus ustulatus (Swainson's thrush), 1114 nucleotides. Its product is annotated as cathepsin G-like. Gene Ontology annotation, biological process: proteolysis. The transcript has 5 exons. The coding region runs from base 134 to 931 and encodes 265 amino acids. The record is from RefSeq and is a predicted model, not a curated record. Gene Ontology annotation, molecular function: serine-type endopeptidase activity. Gene Ontology annotation, cellular component: intracellular membrane-bounded organelle; cytoplasm. NCBI's taxonomy places the organism in Eukaryota, Metazoa, Chordata, Aves, Passeriformes, Turdidae.